Molecule: messenger RNA, 5756 nt
Organism: Panicum hallii
Lineage: Eukaryota; Viridiplantae; Streptophyta; Magnoliopsida; Poales; Poaceae
Product: brefeldin A-inhibited guanine nucleotide-exchange protein 1
Exons: 12
Coding region: 87-5189 (1700 amino acids)
Biological process (GO): regulation of ARF protein signal transduction
Cellular component (GO): trans-Golgi network
Molecular function (GO): guanyl-nucleotide exchange factor activity
Source: RefSeq, a predicted model, not a curated record
UCUUCCACCUCCCUCAGAUCUCCGCGCCUCCCCCAAUGACGUGACCACCAGCACGACGGCGACGACCAUCGCGUAGCCCGCUCAGCAUGGCGACCCCCACGGCGCCAUUAGGCGGCGCGUCCCCGACGGGCCGCGUCCUGGGCCCGGCGCUGGACCGGAUCAUCAAAAACGCCGCGUGGCGGAAGCACUCGGCGCUCGUGGCAGCGGCGAAGGCCGCGCUCGACCUCCUCUCCUCAUCGCCGGCCUACCCGUCGCCGGACCCUACCUCGCCGAAAUCCUCGCCGCUGCUCGGCCUGCCCCCCGCCGCCGCCGACGCGGCCCUCCACGCGCUGCUGCUCGCGCUCGAGUCCGCUUCGCCCAAGGUCGCCGACCCCGCGCUCGAUUGCGUCGCCAAGCUCCUCUACCACCGCCUCCUCUUCGGCGACCUCGGUUGCGCCGGCGGCGGCGACGAUGCCUCUUCCCCCUCCUCCCGCCUCCUCAACGCCGUCCUCGCGUGUGGCGCUCUCUCCGAUGACGCAAUGGAGCUCGCCACCCUCCGCGUCGUUGUCGCUGCUGCGCGGUGCCCCACCGUCGCCAUCCGCGGGGAGGGCCUCGGCCAGGUCCUCAAGACCUGCUACAACAUAUACCUCAGCAGCAGCAGCGGCGCCAAUCAGCUCUGCGCGAAGCUUGCGCUCGCUCAGGUGCUGGUCAUUGUGUUUGCGCGCGUGGAGGUGGACACCAUGGACGUGCGCGUGCGGACGGUGUCGAUCACAGAUAUGAUGGAUGUGUCUGACCGCAGCCUGAACGACUCCAGCAUCGUGCAGGUGGCUCAGGGGUUUAUAAAUGAGGCUAUGGAGGGCAGUGAUGUCCCAGAGCCAGGGUCACCUGUGGAGCCAAUUGAAGUGGACGGAAAGGAGGAUGAUGGGAUGAGCAAGAUCAGGGAGGAUGGGCUAGCGCUCUUCAAGAACCUGUGCAAGUUGUCAAUGAAGUUCUCGACGCCAGAUAACCCUGAGGAUCAAAUGUUGCUGCGGGGCAAGGUGUUGUCUCUUGAGUUGCUGAAAAUGGUUGUUGACAAUGCCGGCCCUUUCUGGCGAACAAACGAAAAGUACCUUGGAGCAAUCAAGCAAUAUCUUUGUUUGUCCUUGUUGAAGAACAGUGCUUUGUCCGCAAUGAGUAUUUUUCAGCUGUUGUGCUCCAUAUUUGUGGGCUUGCUAUCAAGGUUUAGAUCUGGGCUGAAAGAGGAAAUUGGAAUAUUUUUUCCAAUGCUUGUCCUAAGGGUUCUUGAGAAUGUCCAUCAACCUAGCUUUCUGCAAAAAAUGACAGUUCUAAACUUGUUGGAGAAGAUCUGUAAAGAAUCUCAGGUUCUUAUCGAUAUCUUUGUGAACUACGAUUGCGAUGUAGAUGCACCAAAUAUUUUUGAAAGGGCUGUCAAUGGACUUCUGAAAACUGCUUUAGGUGUUCCUCCAGGAUCUACAACAACAUUAACAACAGCCCAAGACCAAACAUUUCGGAUUGAGUCAGUCAAGUGCCUUGCAACCAUAAUCAAAUCAAUGGGUUCAUGGAUGGAUCAACAGCUUAGAAUUGGUGAAUUUUCACCAAAAGUUUCUGAAGCUUCUUUAAGUUCAGUGAGUUCAAUGAGUUCAAUAGACAUUCCUAACAUCCUUAUUGGAGAAGAUGGGAGUGCAAUUGAUUAUGAACUGCAAUCUGACUCUGGUAGCCCAGACGUAUCUGGUGCUCCCUCCCUUGAGCAACGUCGUGCUUUUAAAAUAGAACUUCAGAAAGGAAUUUCCUUGUUUAACAGAAAACCUUCCAAGGGUAUUGAUUUUCUUAUUAAAAGCAAGAAGAUAGGGCAUUCACCAGAAGAUGUUGCUUCUUUCUUGAGAAAUACUGCUGGUUUAAAUGCGACAAUGAUUGGAGACUAUUUGGGCGAAAGAGAUGAAUUCCCUAUCAAAGUUAUGCAUGCAUAUGUUGAUGCACUGAACUUGGAAGGUAUGGACUUUGGUGAAGCCAUUCGGUAUUAUUUGCGAGGCUUCAGGUUGCCUGGGGAAGCACAGAAAAUUGAUAGGAUCAUGGAAAAGUUUGCUGAACGAUACUGCAAAUGCAAUCCAGACUCCUUUACCAGUGCAGAUACCGCAUAUGUUCUUGCAUAUUCUGUAAUCAUGCUCAACACUGAUGCUCACAAUAAUAUGGUCAAGGAUAAGAUGUCCAAGAUUGAUUUCAUACGCAAUAACCGAGGCAUAGAUGAUGGAAAGGACUUGCCUGAAGCUUAUCUGGGUACACUAUAUGACCAAAUUGUCAAAAAUGAGAUCAAAAUGAGUGCUGAUUCAUCAGUCCCACAAAACAAGCAAACUAGUACUGUGAUGAAGCUAUUAGGUUUGGACAAUAUUAUGAGCUUUGUUAACUGGAAACAGGUUGAGGAUAGGGCAGAUGGAGCAAAUGACUUGCUCAUCAAGAACAUACAAGAGAAAUUUAAAUUAAAGAGUGUAAAGUCAGAGUCUGUGUUUUCAGUUAUUACUGACACGACUAUUUUAAGAUUCAUGAUGGAGGUUUGUUGGGCCCCAAUGAUGGCCGCAUUCAGUGUGACACUUGACCAGAGUGAUGAUAAGGCUGCCACGUUGCAGUGUUUGCAGGGAUUCAGAUCUGCUGUGCAUGUAACCUCUGUUAUGUGCAUGCAGACACAGAGAGAUGCCUUUGUGACAUCUGUAGCCAAAUUCACAUAUCUCCAUUGUGCCGCUGACAUGAAACAAAAGAAUGUGGAUGCUGUGAAGGCUAUAAUAUCCAUUGCGAUCGAAGAUGGUGAUUAUUUGCAGGAAGCUUGGGAGCAUAUAUUAACAUGCCUUUCUCGGUUUGAGCAUUUACAUCUUCUUGGAGAGGGAGCACCUACUGAUGCUUCAUUUCUCACAGUACCACUGGUUGAUUCAGAAGAAAAAACACAAAAGUCUGCCUCUACGUUGUCAAAGAGAACUAAUGCACUUCAGAAUCCAGCUGUAAUGGCUGCUGUUAGAGGGGGUUCUUAUGAUAGCACAACAGCAAAAAACAAAGCAUCGCCAUUGGUUACUCCUGAACAGAUUAAUAAUUUCAUAUCAAACAUAAACCUGCUAGACCAGAUUGGCAUUUUUGAGCUAAAUCACAUAUUUGCUCAUAGCCCAAGACUAAAUAGUGAUGCUAUUGUUGCUUUUGUGAAAGCUCUUUGCAAAGUUUCAAUGACGGAGUUGCAGUCUCCUACAGACCCUCGUAUCUUCUGCCUAACAAAGAUUGUUGAGAUUGCGCAUUACAAUAUGAACCGCAUACGUUUGGUUUGGUCCCGUAUUUGGAAAGUUCUGUCAGACUUUUUUGUUUCUGUUGGGCUCUCAGAGAAUCUUUCAGUCGCAAUAUUUGUUAUGGACUCUUUGAGGCAGCUUGCCAUGAAGUUUCUGGAAAGAGAGGAACUGGCAAAUUAUAAUUUCCAGAAUGAAUUCCUGCAACCUUUUGCGGUUGUUAUGCAGAAGAGCAGUGCUUCAGAAGUACGCGAACUUGUAGUUCGAUGUGUCUCCCAAAUGGUUCUGAGUCGUGUCAACAAUAUAAAAUCUGGAUGGAAAAGUGUUUUUACGGUUUUUACUGCAGCUGCUGCUGAUGAUCGAAAAAGUAUUGUUCUGUUGGCAUUUGAAACUAUGGAAAAGAUUGUUAGGGACUAUUUCCCUUACAUUACUGAAACUGAAAGCACAACAUUUACUGAUUGUGUUAAAUGCCUCAUUACAUUCACAAGUAGUAAAUUUAGCAGUGAUGCCAGUCUCAAUGCUAUUGCAUUUCUUCGGUUCUGUGCUGUCAAACUUGCCGAGGAAGGAUUUAUUUGCCAUGACAAGGAUGCUGACCAGCAUCCAAAUAAUUUAGAUUCUUCAGAUGGGAACAUCACAGUGCAUAAGGAUGAUCAUGUUUACUUCUGGGUUCCUUUGCUUGCUGGUCUUGCUAGAUUGACAACUGACUCGAGACCAACUAUCAGAAAAGGUGCUGUGGAAGUGCUCUUUGACAUUUUGAAAGAUCAUGGGCACCUCUUUUCUCAGUCCUUCUGGGCUAAUAUCUUCGAAUCAGUUAUCUAUCCCCUAUUUAGUAGUGAAAGCUUUGCACCAAAUGGUCAGAUUUCAAGUGUAAAUAGUACUGAGGAUGAUUCUUGGAAUUUCGAAACUAAAAUGGUGGCUCUAAAAUGUUUAGCAGAUUUGUAUAUUACCUUUUUUGAAGUGAUGCGGCCAGAACUUUCUAGAGUUACUUCUGUUAUUACAAAUUUCAUCAGAAGCCCAUAUAAACAAUCAGCUAGCACAUGCAUAUCAGUUUUCCAGCGUUUAACAGAAGGACUUGCAUGCAAGCUCUCCAAUGAUGAGUGGGAGAAGAUUUUGCUGUGUUUCAAAGAAUCAGCAGCACAGACAUUUGUUGUGUUCGACAAAAUAGUUAAAAUGAUGAAAGACAUUGAAAUUCCAGAUAGAAAUGAAUCUUACUCUGAAGCUGAACAAUAUUCAGAUCAUGACGUAUACAAUGAUGAUGAAGAGGAAGCUAAUAUGGAAACAGCAUCUUAUGCUAUUGUCAGAAUGAAGAAUCAUAUGGCUUUGCAACUCUUAAUUGUUCAGGGCAUCGUUAAAUUGUAUGAGAUGCACAGGAGCUUUCUAUGCGCUGAGCAUAUAGGCAUAAUGUUGCAGAUGCUAUCUGCCAUUUCAUCUCAUGCAAGUGAAGUGAACUCUGAAUCUAAGUUGCACAUAAAACUACAUAAAGCAUGUUCCCUUUUGGAGGUAUCUGAGCCAGCGGUCAUCCAUUUCGAGAGCGAAUCCUACCAGAGCUAUCUGAAGCUUCUGCAAGCUAUUCUUCAUGACAACCCAUCUUUGUCAGCAGAUAUGAAUGUGAAUGUGGAGUCACAAAUUAUGCUUGUCUGUGACAAAAUAUUGCGAAUGUAUCUGACCUGUGCAGGACAUGAACCAUCUAAUGAUGCUUCUGGUAGAGAUCCAGCUUUACACAGGUUGCCUCUGGGUACUGCUAAAAAGGAGGAACUGGAGGCUAGAACUUCGUUGGUCCUUAAUGUAAUGCGGUUAUUGGGCAGUUUAGAGAAGAAUUGCUUUAGGAGGAACUUGCCCAUGUUUUUCCCCUUAUUAGCUAAUCUUAUCCGCUGCCAGCAUAGCUCUGGAGAAGUUCAAGUUGCACUGUAUGAAAUAUUCCAAUCAUCAAUAGGCCCCAUAAUAUCAGCAUAGUAUAUAUUAUUUCCUCACAAGUUGUACAAUUUUGUCAGUCCAUUUUCGUAAGGUAGCUCAUUUGAUAGUGGUUACAUCAGAAUAUGGUAUAAGAAAAGGGUACAGAUUUACAGUAUUGUAAAUGACUCAUUGUUGAGACCUAUCACCUGUCCUUCAGGAUUCUGGUGUUGAAGCUACAUGUAAUGUUGACCCAGAUGCCUGAAGAAGGAUUUUGAGGCGCAUUUGCCGGUCUUUUCUAACAUUCAUCAUGUCAAAGCAGCUGAACAUUGGAACAAGGCUCCCUAAUUUCUGUCCUGCAUCAACAGCUCUGAAAUUUUGCUUAAGAGGUGGUUUGCUUGCCACUGAGAGAUUUUGAGCAUACAGUUUUGGUGUAGUUUUUCUCUUUCUGAUAAUUGCUCUGUACAGUGUCCUCUCCUGAACCGAGACUACAGUGAAGAGGGGCGUAUGUCAUGUUGCCUUUUCCCCUAAUCUGCUGAAUCUCUUGGAAUUACCACAACUGUAUCUACACUGUAGUUAAUAUAUACUUUCAUUCUCAACAGCAAUGGAUAUCCCAAAGCUGUCUGCUAA